CAUCGUAUUAUAUAUGAUAUAUACGCUUUGUAUUUGUGUGAAUGAAGGGCAAUGAGUCAUUUGCGACCGGCGUGUGUCAAUGUUUGACUGGCGAGGGUGCAAACGCAGACGUUCGCUUGUGCAAACAGGUGACGGUCGGGCCAUCGCAGAAGGAUUUCCGCCGACGCACUUCUUUUUCUCUGUGUAACCACGCUGGUGCGAAUGGGAACUCAGUCACUCGAGAUUCCCUGCGAGAAUUUCCCAGUCGUUUUCCCCCCCGAUCCCUUCGCAACGGAAACGAGACGCGAGUGCGCCUCGAAAACGUGCCAAAAAGGACCAAACGUGCGACGCGAUCCGUCCCGGUGCGAGCUCUACGCUCACCAUUUCAGGCGAGAGGCGGGAUGUCGCGGCCUCGAUCGGGGAACGAGGGAGGGGUGGCGUCGAUGAGGACGGACGACGAGAAGGCGAGGAGUUCGUCGUUCGCGGGGGGGCAGACGAGACUCGGGGGGCUCACCGUGACGACGGAUCUGACGUAUUCGCAUCGGACCUUGGACGAGGAGGUUCAUCUGCGGAGUCACGAAGAGAUGACUUUCCCGGCGCGAGAAGUUGAUGAAGUCGACACGCGGCCGUCGAUGGAGAUCCCCGAGACCUUUCCGAUGUCGAGGAGAGAAGAAGGCGAUGGCGAGGAGUCUGCCGAUGUGGUGGGGGCUGGACGGGCUUUCCCGCUGAGUCUGUCGGGUGUCAAUGGGUCUGAUGGAGGGGCCGACGGCGAUCACCCGGAUGCCAAGUCCGAUGCCAAGGGAUCGCAUUCUGCAGGCCCCUAUGAUCGUGCAAGCACGAUGUGGAGUCAGCCUUCCGGUCCCAUCAAGGUCGGAGUGUCGAGGCAAGCCCGGGACUACAAGAUGAAUCAUCCGCAAAGAGGCAAAGCCCUGGUGUUCAACAACAAAGUCUUCCACAGGGACCUGGAUCUGAGCGUGCGAAACGGCACGGACCAGGACCGGGAUCGCCUGGUUCACACUCUCGGCCUUCUCGGCUUCGAGAUCCACGUCUUCAACGACAAAGCCUUCAAGCAGAUCAGAGAAAUUAUUGAUAAUGUCGCCAUGGAGAAUCAUCAGCACUAUGACUGCCUUGCUGUGUGCUUCCUGAGUCACGGAGAAAACGGCUUGCUUUAUGCAUACGACCAACCGUUCAAGCCUGACCGCAUUUGGGGAGCGUUCACUGCUGAUGUUUGUCCUACCUUGGCUGGGAAACCCAAGCUGUUUUUUGUUCAGGCGUGUCAAGGAAAAGGUCUGGACGAAGGAGUGACCUUGAUGAGCAACAGGACCGAGACGGACUCCAGACACGAUACGGAUUCGUACAGGAUUCCCAUCCAUGCAGACUUUCUGAUCACAUACUCCACUGUCCCAGGCUUCUUUUCCUGGCGAAACACAAGCUGUGGGUCCUGGUUCAUCCAGGCCCUGUGCGAUGUUCUUCUGAAACACUCGCGUGAUGAAGAUUUGCUGACCAUGAUGACAGAGGUGUCACGUCAAGUGGCAUUCGACUAUGAGUCCAACGUCCCCGGGAAUGCAACGAUGCACCGGAAGAAGCAGGUUCCCUUCCUCACGAGCACCCUCACCCGUCGGGUUUUCUUCAACCCCGUGCAGAGGGGUUCCAUCACCCCUUCUGGCAUGGCUUAAAAUUCCCCCCACCAUAGGGCAAAGUGUUUUUGGAUUGACCUCCCCUGCCCCUGGUAUUGGAGUUGUUGUUUAUUUUGGCGACAGUUGGCAAUGCCUCAUGAGCUACAUUCUGAAACAGAAAGCAAACUAUUGGCAAGACCCACCCCCCCCCCCU
Molecule: messenger RNA, 1809 nt
Organism: Darwinula stevensoni
Lineage: Eukaryota; Metazoa; Arthropoda; Ostracoda; Podocopida; Darwinulidae
Source: the annotation of a GenBank genome assembly